AUGUCAGCAGAUUAUUGGAAUUCAACACAAAGAACUCAAUGGCAAUUCACAAGAGCCUCACUACUAGAAGCAAGAAGGAAAAUCAUAUUUUUAGAACGUAAAAUGAUUCAAAAUGGUUUAAUAAAAGAUUAUCCCAAUAUAAUAUAUGAUUAUAAUAUGAGAAUUUACUUGCAUAAUUUGUUACUAAAAUUAGGUAGAAGAUUAAACGUUAGACAAAUUGCAUUAGCUACUGCUGAAAUUUAUCUAACAAGAUUUUUAACAAGAGUUAGUCUAAAGGAGAUCAAUAUAUAUUUAUUAAUUACAACAUGUUUAUAUGUGUCAUGUAAAAUUGAAGAAUGUCCUCAACAUAUAAGACUAAUAAUACUGGAAGCAAGAAACAUUUGGCCAGAAUAUAUCCCACACGAUGCAACAAAAUUAGCAGAAUUUGAAUUUUAUCUAAUUGAAGAAAUGGAAUUAUAUUUAUUUUUACAUCAUCCAUACAAGUCAUUAAUACAAUUCAAGGAAUAUUUUGAGUUAAAUUUUGAUAAAUAUGGGUUCAAAUUAACUGAUGAAGAAUUUCAAAAUUCUUGGAGUUUAAUUAAUGAUAGUUAUAUAACGGAUUUACACUUGUUAUUACCACCUCAUAUUAUUGCAGUUGCUUCUAUUUAUAUUACCAUAGUGCUAAAGAAGAAUUUAUCACAUACAAGAAAUAAGACAAAUGGUAAUAAUGUUACGUCAACGAAUGAUCCAACGACUAAUGCAAACAUUAAUAAUAGUUAUAAUGAUAAACAAGAUAGUAAAGAUUUGAAUAUUGAUGAAUUAAUGAAUCUAUCCAAGACAUCAGAUCAAAAUGAUCUUGGUGUUACUGACACUAAUGAUACAUCACCCCAAACAAAACAACUACUACAACAGCAAUCCCAACUAAGCUCAAACUCAAACCAGAAUAGUAACGAUCAAGAUACGAAAAGUUCUUCAUCAAAUGAUAUAGUAAACUUUGAUUUAGAUAUUUUAGAUGAAGAUACAAUAAAAAUAAACAAAUUCAUGAAUUUCUUGGAGCAUUCUCAUAUAAAUUUAGAUGAAGUUGUUGAAGCAGUAAGAGAUAUGAUGAAUGUUUAUGUUUUAUGGAAUAGAUAUAAUGAACAAAUUGUUAAAAAGGCUUUACUGAAUAUGUUACUAAAAAGAAUGUGA
Messenger RNA from Lodderomyces jiufengensis, 1167 nucleotides. RefSeq names its product cyclin-dependent protein serine/threonine kinase regulator (gene SSN8). Gene Ontology annotation, molecular function: cyclin-dependent protein serine/threonine kinase regulator activity. Bases 1 to 1167 code for a protein of 388 amino acids. Lineage: Eukaryota; Fungi; Ascomycota; Pichiomycetes; Serinales; Debaryomycetaceae. The record is from RefSeq and is a predicted model, not a curated record. The transcript has a single exon. Gene Ontology annotation, biological process: positive regulation of transcription by RNA polymerase II. Gene Ontology annotation, cellular component: mediator complex; nucleus.